AAGAAAAAAAAAUAAAAGAAGAAGAAAAUUGAUGGCUUGGAUAUUCGGAUAACGUGAGAGUUGUGGUCCAUGGUACGUCUUGGGGUCGGCGAGACAAGGGAGUGGCCUGGAUGACUGAAAAUGGGACCCACCUGGCAGAUCUGCUAAUUGCAAGCCCCACUAUAUAUUGGUGCAGCAAAAGCUGCAAAACCCCACCACUCUCUUUCUCAGAUUCUCAUCGCCUUUGCUUUUCUAGACAGAAAAACCAGAAUCAGCAGAAGAAGAAAAGCUAUAUUCACGGCUUCAAUGGCGAUAGGCUCCGGAGGAUCGAGUAUCGUUGUUCCUCGGAACUUCAGAUUGUUGGAGGAGCUCGAACGCGGUGAGAAGGGUAUUGGAGAUGGUACAGUUAGCUACGGAAUGGAUGAUGGUGAUGACAUUUAUAUGCGUUCUUGGACGGGUACCAUAAUUGGUCCUCACAAUGUAUGUCUUUGUUUCUUUAGCAUCUUUUUAUAUUGUUGUGAUGAUUCCAGCCCAUCAAGGUUAUCAGGCUUUCUGAUGUGUGCUUCUAUAUACCAGUAGGCUUUAUUUCCUUUUUGCUCAUUCAUCACCUUACUACAAAGUACAAACUGAUAAAUUUAUCUUUUCCUUUGCUUC
Molecule: messenger RNA, 633 nt
Organism: Magnolia sinica
Lineage: Eukaryota; Viridiplantae; Streptophyta; Magnoliopsida; Magnoliales; Magnoliaceae
Product: ubiquitin-conjugating enzyme E2 variant 1D-like
Exons: 2
Coding region: 286-558 (90 amino acids)
Source: RefSeq, a predicted model, not a curated record